CAGAGGUUGAUGCUCAACCACUGAGCACACGGGCUGGCAGGGGGUAGGAACCGAGAAAAGGCACUGGGUCGACGGCAGAAGCCCGGUCGGGGGCAGCAGCCUGGUGCUUGGACUUGAGUGGACUGCCAGGGCCGGGCGGCAGGCAUUCUGACCAGGGAAACGGACUGGCCACGGGAGCUCAGUUGGGCUUCGGAGAGGAGGCUGGCAGAGGACCCGCAUGGGGACAGAGAGGUGUGUGGACAGACCUGAGGCCAUGUGCGUUCCACCAAAGCCCCUGGCACCGGGACCCGAGGGGUGAAGAGGAACCCCAGGAAGGACUUGGGGAGCAGGAAUUAAUACAGCUGUUGGGGAGAAUCACUCGCAGAGGCGGGAACAGAGGGGCCUGGUGAUCUGUCUGGAGACAAGCACAUGGGAGGCCCAGACAAGCUGUGCCUCCUGCACACGGGGCCGCCUUUCCUUGGUUCACUCCUUUAGUUGGAUGCUGACAAGUACGAGAACGACCCAGAGCUGGAGAAGAUCCGGAAGGAGAGAAACUACUCCUGGAUGGACGUCAUCACCAUCAGUAAAGAGAAGCUGCCCGACUACGAGGAGAAGAUCAAAAUGUUCUACACGGAGCACCUGCACCUGGACGAGGAGAUCCGCUAUGUCUUGGACGGCAGCGGGUACUUCGACGUGAGGGACACGGAGGACAGGUGGAUCCGCAUCGCCAUGGAGAAGGGAGACAUGAUCACCCUCCCCGCGGGGAUCUACCACCGCUUCACGCUGGACGAGCAGAACUAUGUGAAGGCCAUGAGGCUGUUCGUGGGAGAACCGGUGUGGACGGCGCACAACCGGCCAGCGGACCACUUGGAGGCGCGGGGGCAGUACCUGGCGUUCUUGGCGCAGAGGGCAUAGGGUGCCCUGAGCCAGCACACACCGGCCCCGACGGUCCUGGCGUGACAGCGGCAGGAAACCUACCGUGUCCUCCUCACUUUUCUGUCCCUCCGGGAGGUUGUCUGAUCAGAGUCCAUUUUAGUGGAAGGAGCUGUAGCCUGAUCUAAUUUUUACGUAGAAGCCACUGUGGGCAGCCUCGUCUCCACUCCCAUAGCCGUGUGCCGGCACCCGCGCUGCACUCGAGCCGCGUGUGCCGUGUCCCUGCCGGGCCGCCCCGUUGGGACCUGAUGCGAGACUUGCUGCAGAUUGCCGUCAAGACCACGCCGCCUGUGCACAGGUGUAAGCAGGUGACAGGACUCUUCUCCCACUGCCGGGGGCGUGGGGGGCAGCCCUCAUGUUAGGGGGACUCACGCCACUUUCUUGUUUAAAACAAAGCAGCUGCCUUGCCUGGCCAGUAGCUCAGCUGGUUAGAGCACCAUCCCAAUACAUGAAGGAUGUGGGUUCAAACAAGACUCCGCCAACGAGCUCAUAAAUAAGUGGACCAGCCAGUGGGUGUCUCUCAUCAAUAAACUUUAGAAAUAAGUAA
Myotis davidii is the source of this 1459-nucleotide messenger RNA. RefSeq names its product acireductone dioxygenase 1 (gene ADI1). Gene Ontology annotation, molecular function: acireductone dioxygenase [iron(II)-requiring] activity. The transcript has 3 exons. Gene Ontology annotation, biological process: L-methionine metabolic process. The record is from RefSeq and is a predicted model, not a curated record. The coding region runs from base 544 to 894 and encodes 116 amino acids. NCBI's taxonomy places the organism in Eukaryota, Metazoa, Chordata, Mammalia, Chiroptera, Vespertilionidae.